Molecule: messenger RNA, 1882 nt
Organism: Plectropomus leopardus (leopard coralgrouper)
Lineage: Eukaryota; Metazoa; Chordata; Actinopteri; Perciformes; Serranidae
Source: RefSeq, a predicted model, not a curated record
CCCAUGGUCCACGCAAAUCGUUGGUGUUGUUCAAAGACGCGCCAUUGUCCUUGUAACUUUUAGGCAGCUAGCGGUUCUGCCGGCGUACAGUGACCAGCACCGUUUCAUCGGACGACUUUCUUCCAGUAGUUUAUUGCCGCAUUUAUUUUUCAGACAGGACGGUGAGGAAUUACAAGAUAUUUUCUGGACAGCGUCCUUGGGGCCCCACUGUCAAUCCACGAUGAUCACCAGAAGAAGAGGACUCGCCAUAAACAACACAGAUGCAAAGUCUCUGGAGGUUGAAGUGAAAACUGCCGAAGAUUUCCCAACUCCAUCUGAGGAGUUCCCAACUUACGACAUUGACACCGCUGGAAUAGAGCUCGAAGACCUGUUUGGAAUAGAAGAAUUAAAAUGGACACUUGAAAGAGAUGCUGCAUCCCCAGCCUUUGAUAUUGAGUUGGCUGAUCUUGGUGUGUUUGGUGCCAAAGACCAGGAUUCUGAGGUUGACGUUUCAACGGCCUCAUCUCCGGAGAGAUCAUCGUCUAAUUUGAAGAUUAAGCACAGGCAAAACCAGUCAGGCAACAUGAUCAACAAAAAUGCCAUUGCUGCCAGAUUGAAUCGUCUCAGGAAGAAAGAGUACGUCACCAGCUUGGAGAAGAAAGUUGGCAGCCUGUCAUCAGAAAACAAUGCGCUCAAACAGGAGAACUCUCAGCUGACCAAGAGAGUGGAAGAAUUGGAAGAUGAAACCAGGUACUUGAGGGCUGUGCUAGCCAAUGAGAGCAUGUUAGCCCAGCUCUUGUCCAGGCUGAGCGGUGUGAAUGGGAUGAAAUUAUCUUCCUCACUUUUCCAGGGGCCCGACCCAAACGACCACGACUAUGCUUUACCGAGGAAGCGCGUGAAAGUGGAGGAGAAAGAGACAUCUGGUGGCGUGUGUCUGCACGUGGACAAGAACCACGUCUCAGUGGAGUUCUGCACUAAGUGUGCAGAGAGUGCAAGCACAUCGCUCAAAAUUUUCUUCUAGGUUAUGGUUGAUCCACCAUCCGGGAUGAGUGGCUUUCUGAACACCUUUACCUGCCUGACUCCAUGGUAAGGAUCAGACAAGAAACUACUCCUUUGAAGUUGUCUUUCACAAGCCUCAGACGUUCAGCAGCAACCUUAGUGCUAUAAUUUUAAUACACUUACUGUUUCCAGUUUUGAGUACUUUUUGUCAUUUCUUUUGUUAACGGUUUUUGUUAAAGGAAAUUAUUUGAUUUUAGUUAACAUCUAAAUGUGAGUUAAAUUGUAGUAUCCUGUAUAAAGAUGUUAAGAUAAAGGUGAAGCUCCACAAAGAGUGAUCUUGAAUCAGCUGUCAAAUUGGAAAUGCUGGGGAAAAAAAUCAAGACUGUAAAUAUUUUCUUUUGGAAAGAAUUGAUCUCUUUGUGAACCGGCACCAUUGUACAAAAGAAUGCUUUCAUUUAGCGCCACCUAUUUUUCUUUAUGCUAAAGUGGAUUCUGCUGGUGGAAGGGGAAGAGGCUGGACAAGCUGCUGCCAACGUGGCCUGGUAUUUUUUAAAGGUAGUAUCGGUAACAAAUGGUAUACGUGAUUAUAUUUUACCAAUACUUCACACCUGUAGCUCUUGUCACCGUAGCCCAUGCAGCAGUUUUUUGGGGGGGGGGGGUCGACUACAGCUGCUGCUGUUGCUGGGAGCAACGCUAUCAGAGGCUUAAACAGUCUCAUGAUUAUGUCUGGUAUUUAUUGACAUAAUGGGAUGUAUUAAUAACUAAAUACAUCCAGAAUUAUCUGAUUUAAGUGGUGAAAUUGCCAUUUUGUGUAACUAAAUGUAAAUGUGUAUAUACCUUUGAACACAUAUUGUUUGAGGCAAAUGACCUUGAUGUUGGACAAAUAAAUCAUAUUUUGAUUAUA